Messenger RNA from Corythoichthys intestinalis (scribbled pipefish), 9194 nucleotides. RefSeq names its product dual specificity tyrosine phosphorylation regulated kinase 3 (gene dyrk3). Gene Ontology annotation, biological process: positive regulation of cell cycle G2/M phase transition; peptidyl-serine phosphorylation; peptidyl-threonine phosphorylation. Bases 685 to 2481 code for a protein of 598 amino acids. Lineage: Eukaryota; Metazoa; Chordata; Actinopteri; Syngnathiformes; Syngnathidae. Gene Ontology annotation, molecular function: ATP binding; protein serine/threonine/tyrosine kinase activity; protein serine/threonine kinase activity. The transcript is spliced from 6 exons. Gene Ontology annotation, cellular component: nucleus; cytoplasm; cytoskeleton. The record is from RefSeq and is a predicted model, not a curated record.
GCAACAAACACACCGCUGCCGCCGCGUCGAAUAAAACACUCGUACACUCCAGAGGACGGAUUAAACGUCGCUUCCUUUCCGCGGUGACUACAGGUGUUUUGCGGAAAAGCCACGCCGCGGUCGUGUGCGCCUUUAGCAUGGGGCGAGAACAUUAUUUUGGAUAGCCGCCCCGAAGCAACCCCUCGAAGCCCCCGCCGUCCGUCCGUCCGUCCGUCCCGACUCCAGACGGAGCACUCGAAGGCUGCGACGGAGUUGGAAACGUCGGUUGAGCGGGUAUAAACACGGGAAUGGUACUCUGGAGCCAGUGGCUUCGCGGACAGAGAAAGGCGAGGGCUUCGCGGAAGACCCCAGCGAGCUGCUGCCUUUGGACUUCAAGUGUUUUUCGCGAGAGGGAGCGGCUUCCCGACGGACGUUUGUUUUGUGGCUAGCGAACGACCCCCAUCUCCGGCGUCUCCCUGCUGCUAACUCUGCUAAUGUUAGCAGCUCCCAAAAAUACAAACUCGUGGGAGCAAGACCAAUUGCUGACGAACUUUUAGCUAAAAACAAAAACAACUCAGGUUUUUUUUUUUUUUUUUUAACUGCGUCAAAUUAAAGUGAAAUCAGGUCAAGUUGGCCAUGUAACUUUUUUUACACGAUUUUCGGGAAAUUCACUUCGGAUGCUGGCAUUACUAACUAAUUCCAACCAUGAUGAUCAUAAGCAGAAAGCCAGAGGGCCCGAUAUCAACAGUACGUCACGGUGAUGGUCUUUACGACUCCUACAUGAGGACGGACCACAUCCUGAAAGAGGACACGGACACGAGCAGUCCUUCUGGCCUGCCCCCCAUGCCCAAACACACAGCAGUCAGUAACAAGGGUGUGAUGAGGGAUCAGAUCACUGUACGAGGCGGCCAGCUGAAGGUGAAGUAUCUGUACGAGGACUCCGCCAACAAUCGCAAGAUCGGCGGAAUCGCCGCGGCCCAGAACGCCGGCCAGACAGCCAGUAAACCGGCACCGGCCACUGCCGUGUCCAAGGAUCACAGCGUUGACAGCUCCGAAUCCAGCAAGGGCUCCAACGACAACUCCGGAUCUCACGGAGUCGCCAACGGAGGGAACGGUACCAAGCUGUGCGGCCCCCUCACGCCGGAACAGGCCGUGAGACUGUACCGGACUCAACUGACCGGCCUGGAGCAGAGCGAGAUCCACUCUUACCCGGACGUCUACUUUGUGGGACCCAACGCCAAGAAGAGGCCCGCCGUCACCGGGGGAAGCAACAACUGCGGUUAUGACGACGAUCAAGGCGGUUACAUCAACGUCCCCCACGACCACCUGGCUUACCGCUACGAGUUUCUGAAAAUUAUCGGCAAAGGCAGCUUCGGUCAGGUGGCUAAAGUGUACGACCACAAAUUGCAGCAGCACCUGGCUCUGAAGAUGGUCCGCAACGAGAAGCGUUUCCACCGGCAGGCUCAGGAGGAAAUCCGCAUCCUGGAGCACCUGCGCAAGCAGGACCGCAACGGCACCAUGAACGUGGUGCACAUGCUGGAACACUUCACCUUCCGCAACCAUAUUUGCAUGACCUUUGAGCUGCUCAGCAUGAACCUCUACGAGCUGAUCAAGCGCAACAAGUUUCAGGGCUUCAGCUUGCCUCUGGUCAGGAAGUUCGCUCACUCCAUUCUGCAGUGCCUGGAAGCCCUGAGCAGGCUCCGAAUCAUCCACUGUGACCUCAAGCCUGAGAACAUUCUGCUCAAACAGCAGGGACGCAGCGGAAUCAAGGUCAUCGACUUCGGUUCCAGCUGCUUCGAACACCAGCGCGUGUACACCUACAUCCAGUCUCGCUUCUACCGAGCUCCCGAGGUGAUCUUCGGCGCUCGCUACGGCCUGCCAAUCGACAUGUGGAGCUUCGGCUGCAUCUUGGCCGAGCUGCUGACGGGCUACCCGCUGUUCCCGGGGGAGGACGAGGGAGACCAAUUGGCCUGCGUCAUGGAGCUGCUGGGCAUGCCUCCUCAGAAGGUUCUGGAGCAGGCCAAACGAGUCAAGACUUUCAUCAACUCCAAGGGCCACCCCCGCUACUGCGGGACCAACACACUGCCCACGGGGGCCACCGUGCUGACGGCGUCCCGCUCCCGCCGCGGCAAGUUGAGAGGACCCCCGGCGAGCAAGGAGUGGAACGCGGCGCUCAAGAGCUGCGAGGACGCCACUUUUAUUGACUUCAUUAAGAAGUGUUUGGACUGGGACCCCUCGUCCCGUCUGACCCCUAGCCAGGCCCUCAGACACCCUUGGCUCUACCGCCGCCUGCCCAAACCGCUGCCCGGAGCCGAGAGGAGCCAGGGGGCGGCCGUCAAGCGGCUCCCCGAACACCACUGCACCUCUUUCCCUUCCAUCGCGGCCAAGGGCGGCUCCGGCCUCGGUACCGCCGCUAGUAACAACAAACUCAGGAGCAACAUGUUGGGAGACGCGGGGGAGGCCGUACCUAUUCGCACGGUCCUCCCUAAACUGGUCACUUAAGACGGCGUGAGCGAGCGAGCGAGCGAGCGAGUGAGUGACUUCCACUCCUCCUCUGCACUUCUCAGCAGGAGUGAGAGUGCGGGAGGAAGCCGAGUGUCUAGCUUUUAAAAUGUUCUUUGUAUUUGUUUUCUACUGAGCGGUGUCGACACCCCGGUUCUGGCUUUUUCAUUUUAGCUGAGAGGCGAAACUCAGACAAAGUUUUUAUACAGAUUUCCUCGAGCGGUUGUUCGCUUUCUUUUUUGCGCAGUCGUCGAUUUAGAUGAUACGAAAGCGUAUUGCUGCCACUCCAAAAAAAAAAAAAGUCCAGUAUCACAUUUCUACAUGAUUAUAAUUGGGGAGGAAAUGUGAAAACUAUCAUGAAACAAAUGGGAAAACUGUGAAAAUGUGAUAUUAUCAUGCAAAAAUGUGAUCAUUCUCAUCUAAAACUGUGUUAACUCGUGUAAAAAUGUGAAAACCCAUGUAAUAACAUGAUUAUCGUCUGGGAAAAAACGCCUGAUAAUUAUCAUGUAAAAAUCAUUAAUAUGCGAAAACAACUUGUAUAAAAACGUGAUCAUUCAUUUCAUCUAAAAACGCAACAAGUUUCUUCUAAAAACGUGUUAACUAUCAUGUAAAAAUUCAAAAACCCAUGUAAUAACAUGAUUAUUUUGAAAAAAUGUCAUGUGAAAACGUGAUAAGCAACAUGUAAAAAUAUAAUUAUCAUGUGAAAACAAGAUGAUUUUCAUCUAAACGUGUUAAUACACAUGAUAAUUAACAUCUAAAACAUGAUAAUUACCAUGUGAAAACAUAACUCGUAAAAACGAGUUCUCAUCUAAAAAUGUUAUAACAUGCAAAAAAAUCAAAAACCCAUGUAAUAACAUGAUCAUUGUGAAAAAAAAACCUUAUAACCAUCUGAAAUCGUGAUGAUUAUCAUGAAAAAAUGUAAAAAGAAAACGUGAUAUUAUCAUGUGAAAACAGUACUCGGGUAAAAAUGUGAUCAUUUUCAUUUAAAAAUGUGUUAGCUACCGUGUCAAAAUUUGAAAACCCAUUUAAUAACAUGGUUAUUGUGAAAAAAAGUGAAAACCAUCAUGUGAAAUGUGAUAAUUAACAUAUAAAAAUAUGAUCAUUAUCAUGUGAAAACAACUAUCAUCUUAAAACAUGAUUUUCAUCUAAAAAUGUGUUAACUAUCAUGUAAAAAUGAUGGAAAACACAUGAUAUAUAACAUCUAAUUGACAUGUAAAACAUGAUAAUUAUGUGAAAACAUAACUCAUGUAAAAACGAGUUUUCAUCUAAAAAUCAUAUGUCAUGUAUAUCAACUAUCAUGUUAAAAAAAAAAAAAAUCAAAAACCCAUGUAAUAACAUGAUCACUGUGAAAAAAAUCUUAUAACCAUCUGAAAUCGUAAUGAUUAUCAUGAAAAAAUGUAAAAAAAACUACCAUGUGAAAACGUGAUAUCAUGUGAAAACAUUACUCGUGUAAAAACGUGAUCAUUUUCAUCUAAAAAUGUGUUAGCUACAUGUGAAAAAAUGAAAACCAUCAUGUGAAAAUCUGAUAAUUAUGUAAAAAUAUAUUUUCACAUGAUAAUUAUCAUCCAACAACAUGAUUUUCAUCUAAAAAUGUGUUCCUAUUAUGUAAAAAUACUUGAUAACUAUGAUCAUUUUACGCAUUUUACAAUUUUACACGAGUUUUCACCUUUUUAGAUGAUAUCAAGUAAAAAUGUGAUACUGGCUUUUUUUUUAUGUGUGUGUGUGUGGUAGCAACACGCUUCGAUAAGAUCACGCUUUGUACAAACGCUUGAGUGUUUUUAAUGUGCAUUGUUCACACGUGAGUGUUUUUAGUCGACCGCACACGAAUGCCUCACUAAUAUUGAACACUCUGAGGAGUUGAAAAGGGCUACAAACUUCCUCCUUAGCUCACUGGUAGCAGACAAAGCUUUACCCGGCCAAAAGUCAUCCUUCAAAAAUGCACACCGACACAUUUGGCCAACCCUUUUGCAAAGUGUGACGACAGCAUCGCCUUCCCUAAUAACGCUUCGGCUUCAUCUCUUCUGAUGGAAAUGAGCCCCUUGAGCUCGCGUGUCAGCUCAAUAUGUGACAGUAGUGUGACUCUGUGGUCCUACGUUGGGAGACGUGAAGAGUGAUCUAGUGAAAGUUGAGCAGGACAGAAGCGCCAACAUUUCCUCAGGUCUUAAGCUGCGUUCAAACCAGACACAUGUCCUUUUUCUUGUCGUGCAACGGGUUCCUAUACAAACUCAAUGUCAUCCCUCGUUGAAGUGACGUCACCGGUUUGACUUCACGGGCCGCGAUGUCGCGUGACGAAAUUUCGCGACGCAGAGAAGAUGGCCGAGUUGGUCUUUCCGCGACAGAUUUCAACGACGACAAUGGAAAAAUGGCCAAUGGUAUACAGUUUCUCAUUCGCGUGACUUUAGUUGCCGGAGCCGGCCCGGAGCUUCUCAACAUCCAGUCGACAAAAGUCCAAAAAAGAAAAAAUAGGACUACGAGAAUAGUCAAAAUAAUAGGAGAUAAAAGUAGCAAUUGAGGGUCAAGUCAUACAUUGUAAUAUUGAGAGAAAAGUUAAGCUGGCCCCACAUCAGACGCAAAUUUAUAUAAAAAUGAUGUCAAUUGUUUUUGCUGUAAAAAGUUUCUUUUGUGCUAUCAUUUUUAACAUAUUUACAGUUACUUUAUAGGUCAAUCUGAGGUCAACCACGUCCCCAUUUUGAUGAAAACAGCUAAAAAUGGUGUCAAUUGUUUAUGCUUCGUUUGUGCUGUUGUCGUUUAUAAAUAAGAGAUAUUUCAAGUAAUGAUGUAAAUCGCAGCCUUUCUGUCGCGUCUGACAAUAACAGAGGGGUGUCCCAAUAACUAGCACAAAGGAAUAGGGUCCAUUUUGCAGGUAAUGGAAGGCUGCGAGUGACGUCGUCAUUCAAAAUGAGUAUCUUAAUAUCUAUAAAAAAAUAGCCGCACAAACAAAAAAAUCUUUUUAGCCCAAACCUAGCACCAACGAAUGGCACCAUAGGUCCAUUUUCUGCAUCACUUGAAAUGAAUCUCUCAAAAACGAUAGCAGCAGAAACUAGCAUAAACGAAUAACAUUUUUAAUCGAAAUAGGCGGCUCGUUGACCUCAUAUUGACUUAUAAAAGAAUUGAAAAUAUCUUAAAAACGAUAGCAGAACAAACAAAACUUUUUACAGCACAAACGAUUGACGCUUGUAUAAAUUUUGCAUCUGACGGGGGGCCAACUUCACAGAGGUAAUAUUACAAGAUUAAAGUCGUUUUGUUGCUUAUUUUAACGUGAUGGGAACCCGAGGUGGUUUAGUUUCACGAUAUGAAACUUUUACCAAUGUCAGCUUUUUCUAAACCAUAGACUUCAUAAUGAUAUUGACGGGGCAUGUGGCCGAUUAAUGGGGGGCUUGCGUUGUCGGCGUGGCCGGCCUUCAAAGCUGACCUAGUGGAAUCACAGACAAAGAGCAUUUUUCGUUGAAAAUCCUUGUGAAUAAAUGCUAAUAUUCCUGAAUUCUGUAUACAUAUGGACGUAAAAUAGUCUUGAUUCUUGGCUAAAAGCUAAAAAACAAAAAACGUGCAGGUAGUAUUUUUUGUUAGGUAAAUCUGGCAAACUAUGAGGCUAGUCAGUAAGGAAAUUAGUGACCGCCAUAUGUAAACAGAGCUUUUCCGGUGAAAAUUUUUGUGAAUAAAUGCUUAAAUCCCUGAAUUCUUUCUAGAUACUGACAUAAGACACUCUGGAUUCUUGGUUAAAAGCAAAAACAAACAUGCAGUUAGCAUUUAUUUUACGUAAAUAUGUCGAAUGUGAUGCUAGUCUGUUAGCCAAUGUGGCAGCAGCCUUACAACAAAGAGUUUUUUACGUUGAAAAUUCUUGUGGAAAAAAACGAAAAAUAUAAUUACCUUGAAUCCUCGAACAAAUCACUCCUGAGACAAUCCUUCCUGAUUGUAUGCGAUACAGCUGUAAUACCUUUUCAACCUAAAUCCGGCGUUGGAUUGCUGCAUAUGACCGACUGCAAAUAACUAAAGCGGAUUGUGGGAUCGUGGCGCGGUGAAGGUCGAAACUGACCCAUCAAUAUCAUUAUGAAAUCGAUGUCUGAACACAAAACUACUUUCAGUGUGAUUUGAGAUCGAAGGAGAAAAAGAUGUAUUCAAGUUAUUCGAAGCGGAGGUUGUUCAGGUGGACUUGUCCCCUUGGACUUUUGGCGACGUAAAGGUCUGAACGCAGCUUAAGGUGUAUUUGAGUUGGAUCUCUUCUUUAGUCAUACCAUCAUGUUGACGGACCGUUAUGCUGCCCUUGUUUCUAACGUGGGUUUGCGUCUCAAACGAGGGAGACCAUGGAAUAUCUAUUUCAUGGGUUGCACAAUUUGCUAAAUACGAGCCAUUUUCUUUCUUUUGAGAAGGGCCAGUCGGACCCAUUUGAAUGAUCUUUCUCAGGGAGACAUCUUUAAACUGUAUAGCAGGGCUUCCCAACCACUCAGCCACAGACUGAUCACAUGAUGAAAAGGAAUUCAUUUACAAAACAACUGAUGUUCCUCACUGGCCAAAUCCCCUCCCUACGACUUAAGGAAAAUUCUUCAAAAGCUGCGUUGUUUUUUGCAGGCCUUUUCAUCGUCUGGACGAAAAUACGUAUUCGUCAGUCGUAUUUUAGUUGUGUUUGUUUCACUUUCGUCGACGAAACCUCCCCGAAUUUUUUGUCUCGUUUUAGUCGGCGAGACGAAAUCUCGCUCAGUGUUCGACUCGUUUUAGUCGACGAUUAUCUGGAAGUUUUGGCAGGUUUUAGCUUCACUUAAGUAAGCACAGAAGUCAGACGCUACAGUAUGUUCACAAUGUGGGACAUUCUCUUGGCUUCGCUUGCGCUAACUACCGGUGCCGCAAUAGUGUAGCACCGCAACGCGUUCCCAGGAGCAAAGACACAUGGGUACACUUUGUCGAGUGGCUCCGUCAUUGUAAAUAGUGGUCGAAUGGAUUGUUGAUAAAAUUGUACGAAAAGUUAUGUUAGCUUCUGUGCUUACUUAAGAGGAUGCAAAAUCCCGCCUCGGAAACACUACAAUUUGACGGAAACUGUUGCAUUUUUGUCUUUUUUAAAAUUGAAAUCAUUUUUCGUGUCGUUGCCAUCAAUUGAAGAUCGCCUCAUUAUGUACUGUAAUUUUCACAUUAUAAGGCGCACCUGACUAUAGUUCGCCACCCACCAAAUUUGACACUAAAACGACAUUUGUUCAUAGAUAAGCCACACUGGACUAUAAGCCACAGCUGUCCUCACUGUAUUAUUGGAUAUUUACACCAGAAAAUUUGAACCGGUAACUCGUUAUUUGACAGCGGCAUCAUACGACUGUCAAAAGACCAAAUGAACCACCAUGAAUUGCUUCAAGAAGCUUCAUUUGGCCAUCACUGUUCUCUUGGAGAAACAGUCAACCUCUGCUGCCACCCUCAGUCAACGCUAUUGUUGUCCAACAUGCCUCCUGUUAUGCAUUGCAGCACUACAGAUGUCAAUAACAAAAUUCAUGUUCUGUCCUAAUUAUAUCUUCAGUUACUGUUCCAGUUGUUUCAUUAAUUGUUAGUUAUUGUGUUUGGUAACACUUUAUUUGACAGUGGCGCCAUAAGACUGUCAUUAGACAAUCAUAAUUAUAUGACACUGUCAUGAGCGUUAAUGAAUGCUGAUAAAAGAUGUCAUUUAGUGUCAUCCGGCAAAUGAUCUCACUUUUGAAUUGAUGUGAAAGAGCAUAACUGAACAUAAAUAGAGUUAGUGACAUCAUUUGCCGGAUGACACUUAAUGACAUCUGUCAUAAGCAUUCAGUAAUGCCCAUGAUGGUGCCAAAUAAAGUGUUACCUAUUAACCCAAAUAAAUCAACAAAUAAGCUGCACCACAGGAUUCAAAAUUAAGGAAAAAAAGUCGUCCGAAAAUUACGGUAUUAGUCUUCCGAUACAUGUUUUAAAUUCGUUAUCAUCAUUAGAAAAAUUUGUUUUCGUUAAGAAAAAAAAAAAAAGACAACAUUGUCAGCCCAAAGAAUGGUUCGUUGACUCUCACGCAUACCGUACUCAUGAAAGAAAAGAUAUUUCUCUGAUGGUACGGGACCAUUAAAAAAAAGGAAAAAGUGCUGCGCUCCCUGUAACGACGACAAAUCCAAUCAACUUGAUUUGCGUACGUCAUCAUUUGUUUACACGCGGGUCUGUCAAAACGUCUUCAUUCCUUGGCACGACGAUGCUCGGGGUCGUCGCUGUUAAAAGGCGUUGGUGUUUGCGGAGACGCAAAACGGGGUCCGGCCUGCUGUCUGCUCCACAAUCUGACCUAGAUAUUCCCCCGGCCCCUCCCUCUCGUUCUCCCGCUGUCACGUAGGCCAAGGAACCUCGUCAACCCAUUAGUAUAGAAUAUAUAUUGAAUUAUGGUGCUGUCUGGUCAUGCGCACACACACACACAAAUUUGUCAGGUGCAUGUUGUAAGGACCAGCCUGCUCAGACUUCUCUAUCUAAUCCCUUGUUUUCUAAGUAAAACUGUCAGGGAUUUCUACUUUUUUUUUAAUAGAAGUGGUUUUUAUUGCGAUUCACUCCCAAAAUGUCAAAAGAAAGUGUCAUGCAAGCUUACAAUAAGAUGAUAAAAGAAGAUGUAUGUUGUACUUGUGGUGUGGCAAGCAGGAUGUUCGGUGGUUCCGGCAUGAGAUAAGUGACCGCCAGAAGAGAAUCGUAAAGUAACCAAAUGAAGUUGUGAUAGUGUCUUUUUCUAAGGAAAAUAAAAGAAAAAUGCUUAUUCA